Molecule: messenger RNA, 7301 nt
Organism: Numida meleagris (helmeted guineafowl)
Lineage: Eukaryota; Metazoa; Chordata; Aves; Galliformes; Numididae
Product: obscurin-like
Exons: 12
Molecular function (GO): protein binding
Source: RefSeq, a predicted model, not a curated record
GUCCUAAAAGAUACUGAAAGACAGUGCUUUGCAAACCACUGAUGUGUGGAGCUGUACUUCUUUCCCCCCCCCCCCCCCUCAGCAAGAUGGCUUUUGGCAGAUCUCGGGUAUAUGGAAACUCCAAAAUCUGGGUUGGCACAUUGACAGCGUGUCUGUGUGCACACUGGCUGGGUUUAAGCAUCAAAGAACAAAGUGCGUAGUUGAUAAACUAAGAACACUUUAUUCACACUGAGUCAGAAACUAUUCUGCCUUUAAUAAGGGUUGAGGAUGAUUUACCUUGGUAACACAAAGGUGUUAUGCUGCAAGUCUGGCCAGUUGUGUUGGCUGAUGGGGGCCUGUGGUUCCUACACUAUUUACGGCUGGAUCACAAGCUGUCCCUUGUUAUGUAUGUUGUUGAUGGGAUGAAUCCUAUUUUACACAGUGAAUUUGUUACUGGUACAAGCAAUUCAAGCACAGCUUGCAGGAGGAUUCAGUUUGUUUGUCUUGAGGAGUCUGGCAUGAAAUUUCCAAGGGGCAGGCGAUGUUACUGCUCAGAACUGAGGGCAGCAAUGUCAGAUGUGGAGAGAACGGGGCUUCUGAAGGACUGUACUUGAGCAUGUCUUUAGGGAAACAGGCCUCCACUGAUGGCUCUCUCUGUGUUUACUCAAAUACAGCUUGGUUGCUUUGAUACUUGUUCCAAAACACCUGCAAUGGAAUAAUUGCAACUGUUUUAGUACAACUCUGCUGGCAACUUGCCUGCAAAGAAGAUACUUGGGAAGACAGUGAAAUGUUUUCCUCCUAGCCCAGCCUAUUGCCUCCUCCACAGCCCCAAAUUAAUCUGAUAAUGUUUAAUUAUUUUACAUUGAUUUUUUUAAAUAAUGCUAAUUGAAAGUAUUUGGAAUGCAUACUUGAUGGGUAGUCUGAUUUUUUUUUAAUGAAGCCAUGCAGUUUGGUUGUACUGUUGUGAUUCGAGUAAUCACUGAAUAUCUCAAUUUGGAAGGGAUCUGUAAGGAUUACCCAGUCCAACUCCUGGCUCUGCUAUAGUUCCAUAUAAAAAUGAAAAGUGUUUCCACAGCGCUUGCUUGUUAAUGUUACUGAGAAGACUUCUGACUUCCAGCUGGUGAAUCAUGAUGUGGGUGGAUACACACAUUUCAGGAGUGUUGAGUAAGGAGAUGCAUGGCUCCGCAGGACAACAGAUGGGUGAGUUGUGGAGGCAACACAAAGGUAAGGAGAUGUUCUGGAGGCGCUGGGACACACUGAGUCCUUGGGAAAGGGCUGAAGAAGGUUUGAGAUGAGAAAAUGAGACUAUUUAUCUUUAUGCCUCUUCCUCAGCUGAAUCUAGUACCAAGCAGGAGAUUUAUGCAUAUGAAUAGCUUAAAGCAUCUGACUAAUCCCAUUGAUAUCAGUGGUGCUACUUAAGCAUUUAAAUAGUUAUAGGGGAAGAUCUUUACUAUGAGAGUGGUGAGGUGCUGGCACAGGCUGCCCAGAGAGGCUGUGGAUGCCCCAUCCCUGGAGGUGUUCAGUCCCAGGUAGGAUGGGGCCCUGGGCAGCCUGGUCUAGUAUUGGAUGUGGAGGUUGGCAGCCCUGCCUGUAGCAGGGGGGUUGGAGCUUGAUGAUCCUCGAGGUCCCUUCCAACCCAAGCCAUUCUGUGAUUGUAUGAAAUAGGUAUUGCUUUUAGGUAACUUUGAAAUGGAUUAAACUUCUCAUGUUAAAGACAUCCCAUAAGGUAAACAGCUGCUCAUUUCUUCUGAUAGUUCAGUAUUGUCUGAAUACUUCCUUACAACAGCUUCUCCCCAGCUCCUGUCUGAUCUCUCCAGCUGACUGUGUGUGACCCAAGAUGCUGGUGUAUCCUUGAAGAGCUUCACCACUCUCAGCAAAGAAGUUGUCCACCAACAGAAGAUGCGUACUUCAUUAUGAUUAAAUUCUGUUUUAUUCAAUGUAAAAUCUUCUAACCUUGCUGGGAAAGGCGCUGCCCAUGCUGAGUAGCAAGGAAAUAGCUGGCAGACUACUGGCCCUUGGUGAUAAGGUGUUUGGUCAGAGGAACCUGCUAUGAACGUGCUUCUGAACCCAGCCUUUGUGGAAAUGUCACUUCUCAGGAAGCAAUACCACAAGUGCAGGAAGAAAAGGCAAAGAACCAAAAAACUCGACCAACCAAAACACCAGUGCUCUUUGGGAAUGCGUGUUUUCAGAAAAGAUGGAGGAUUCACAGGUGAAGCUGUAACAGAAAAGAAGGGAUCAGAAAGAAGAAAUACAAAGAAAACCCCCACGGGAGACAUGGUGAUUGCUUAAAAGCAAUGGAAACGUUUUUCAGAAACAGUAUCAUUUUUAAAACUGACUGUUUUCUACAGAGAAUAUUAUUUAGCAAUGACAACUGCAUUGAUCUCAAUGCAAAACGAGAAAUAAAUCCAGUCCCUGUGACUAGCAGCAUUGUUGGUGUUUCUUUAUGAAGAAAGAAAAUCAGUCUGCGGAGAAACGAUGGAGGCCUGGUCAUGGGUGGAUCUUACUUAUAUAAAUAUCUUAAUUCCCUUGAUAUCAAGGCUGACCCAUGUAACAUUCAGGAAUUAUGAGACAACUUUCACGAAUGGAAUCACAGACUAUCCCAAGCUGGAAGGGAUCGAGUCCAACUCAAUGACAUCUCAUGAGAAGAACUGAUGAGCCCAAAGGAUCACAAAAUACCAUCACUUGGAACAGAAUUCUGCAGUAUCUGCUUCCACCCCCACUCACAGCACAGCCAGUUUCAUAGCUCAGGGUCCUGUCCACUCACAUUCUGCAUUUCUCCAUGAGUGGACAUCACACAGCCUCACUGGGUGCUUGUUCCAGUGCUGCACCACUCUCAUAAGGAAGACAUCCAUUUUUCUCCUCUCCUGUUUGGAUUUUCCUUGUGACUUCUGUCCUUUUUCUGUGCCUCUGAGAAGUCUGGCAACAUCUCCUAUAGCUCUCUCUACCCUUUGGCUUCUGGUAUGUGUCAGUAAAGCUUAGAAGGAAUGUGAGGUCAUGUAAUGGAAAGUAGGUAAUGAUGAAUGUCCCCUCAAAAGUUUAUCAGCUGUACAGUGGGAGCAUUUUGCAGUUGUGCUCUAUAGCUGUAUUUAUAGAAAAGCUCAAGGUUACUCAUGCUUUCACCUGGAGCCUUAAGCAGGUGCCUGGGGCAUGGAGGAGUUCAGUGCCAUAGCUCUUGUCAGGGCAGAGGGCUUUGUCAAAUAAAAUCCAAUGAGCUCUGCUGUGGGCACCAAUUUGUUACUGAAAAUCUGACUUUGAUAAAGUCUGUCACAGCCUUGGAACAUCAGAUUUAGAGUUCUGCAAUCAUAACUCUGAGAAGUCUGAAAAAAAUAUACAAAGUUCUCGGAGGGAAAAGGUUAAAAAUAAUCCUAUGGCCAAUGACAGCAUAGGAAAUGGCUGCUCAGGUGCAGUUCUGUGAAGGAUUAGGGGAUUACUGGGAAGCACAAGCAGAUUUGAGGUCAGCAAUGCCUGGCUGCUUUGAAGUAGGCAGAAUGGGAUGUAUGGGGACUUACAAGGGAGUGGAGAGGCUGCAGUAAUCCUUCUGCUCUCCUUCCCCAACACAGCAGCAGUGGAACUGUGCCUGGUUCUGGUCCUUGCUCUUCAAGGUUAGUGGAUUUGGUCCAACUGAGAGUAAUGAAUUACAGAAUCAGUCAGGUUGGGAAAGACCUCUAAAUCCCCAAGUCCAACCCACCCCCACCAUGCCCACUGAUCGUGUCAGUGGACACAAAAUCACUGAAAAAGGUGGCUGUCCGAACCUUUAUAAGCCAUUUUUGGAAGCAUUUAGUACUAAGCAUGUGUCACUCCUGUCUAUUCCUUAUUGCCUUUCCACAGACAUUGCCUUUUCUUUAUUGUGAAGAUAUUGAGUCAGCAUCUAUUAAGGGAGCUGAGAGAUACUCACUUGUUUGUGCAGUCCUGAGCUCUGGCAGCGACCGUAAGACAAGCUGCAAGGAGAUCAGUGAGACCAUGAGUUUUCCUGUCCUUAUCUCCUGAGGCUCAGCAUCAGAGUUGUGAAGCUCUCCCAGUGAUGCCGUACGCCAGGAUUCAUCUGCUUCUUCCUGGGGUUUUUCUAUCAACUUGGAGAACUUUGGAAAACACUACAUGAGAUCUAGGUAACCAAGAUGGAUUACAGCUCGUUCAGUGGAGUCCCCCGCUUCCUGACCCGGCCAAAGGCGUUUAUGGUGUCCGUGGGGAAGGAUGCCACGCUGAGCUGCCAGAUCAUUGGAAACCCCAUCCCAGUUGUGAGCUGGGAAAAGGACAAACUUCCCAUUCAGUCUGGGGGAAGGUUUAAAACCACAGAAGAUGGGGACCUCUAUCAACUAACCAUCUAUGAUCUGAGCCUGGAGGAUAGCGGCCAAUACAUCUGCCGCGCCAAGAACACCAUUGGGGAAGCUUUUGCAGCUGUUAGUAUCAAAGUCGGAGAGGAGACCACAGUCACAGAGUCAGCCCCAUAUUUCAUCCAGAAACCUUCCUCCAUCAAAGUAACUUUGGGAGAGGAUGCCAUGUUCAAAUGCAAAGUCCAAGGCAGCCCUCCCCUCUCUGUGAACUGGGAGAAAGAUGGCAGGCACCUGAGGAACCGGGCUGACGCUGGCCGCUUCCAGAUCGAGUCAGCUGGGGAGUCCAACGCUCUCACCAUUCAGUGCACCCGGCUGGGGGACAGUGGCACAUACACGUGCCGGGCCGAGAAUCCCAUCGGCUCUGCCAGCGCUUCCGCAGCGCUGGUGGUGGAAACACAGGGCUCUUCCAACCCAGGCAGCCAUUUCGAUACCAGCUGCGGCAAGACCGCCUCCCUGUUGUCUCACUUGCAAAAGCGGCGGGAGGAGAUCAGGAAGAUGGACAUCUCCUAUGGGACUCUCGAUGCCACGUCAGCCCAGUCUUACUCCAAGACGGAAGGGCUGUCAGGCAUUGGUUACAGCCUCUCCCGGGAUUACGAGAGGGCAGCCAGCCUGGCCACCAAGGGGGCUCGCAACGCCAUGUUCGGGACGCUGACGCGCACCUGCAGCGUGACGGAAGGGAAGCACGCCAAGCUGAGCUGCUACGUGACCGGGGAGCCUAAGCCGGAGAUCGUGUGGAAGAAGGACAACGAGGUCAUCGUGGAAGGGCGGAGGCAUGUCAUCUAUGAGGAUGAUCAGGAGAACUUUGUGCUGAAGAUCCUCUUCUGCAAGCAGGUGGACAAUGGGCUGUACACCUGCACGGCCUCCAACCUGGCGGGGCAGACCUACAGCUCUGUGCUGGUCACUGUCAAAGAACCGCCAAUACCCUUCAAGGAAAAACUGAAGGAUCUUGAAGUCUGGGAGAAGGAAUCUGCCACCUUCCAGUGUGAAGUGCCUGUUCCUAGUACGGAGACAUCUUGGUUCAAGGAGGAAACCAAACUCCGGCAGAGCAAGAAAUACAACAUUGAAGAAGAGGGCACGUACCGCCGGCUCACAGUGCAGAAUGUCACUGCAGAUGAUGAUGCUGUCUAUAUCUGUGAGAUGAAAGAAGGGAGCAGGACCAUUGCAGAACUGUCUGUCCAAGGGAACAUCAUUAAAAAGCUUCCACGAAAGACUGCGGUUUCUGUUAACGAUACAGCCAUCUUCUGCGUGGAGCUGGACAAUGAAUGCCAGAACAUCCGCUGGCUGAAAAACACGGAAGAGGUGAAAGCCAGCGAGCGAAUCUCCAUCACGCGCUGCGGCAAGCAGCACACCAUGAUCAUCCGAGAGUGUACGAUGGAAGAUGCCGGUGAGAUUGUCUUCCUGGCUGAUGAAAGCAGGACUUCUACCCAAUUCACUGUGACCACUCCCAGAAAACCUCCCACCCAGCCCCCAGCUGACCCCGUGGUGAAAAAUAAAACAGAAACCUCAGUGACGCUAGCAUGGUCCCCUCCGAAGAUGGACCGCCCCAUUCCAAUCGAUGGCUACGUUGUGGAACGCAAGAAACUAACUGGCUUUACCUGGGUGAGGUGCCACGAGUCUCACGUCCCUGUCCCAGAGUUCACGGUGAGCAAUCUGUCGGAAGAGGCUGAUUACCAGUUCCGAGUGUCUGCAGUCAACGUGCACGGACAGAGCCCGUAUCUGGAAUUCCCAGGGAGCGUGCACCUUGAACCGGUCCUGGCUGUGAAAUCCCCCCUAACAACUGGUGAAGCUGUAGCUGGAGGGGAUGCCAUCUUUACUAUUGACCUUACAACAACGUGUUUUGGCACUUGGUACCUCAAUGGUAAAGUCAUACAGGAAAGUGAGACCUAUAUCAUCAAGAGAACCGAAACUACUCACAGUCUAAUCAUAAAGAACGUCACCAAGAAUGAUGAUGGAGCAGAAGUGAAAUUUGUGGCCAAAAAUGUUGAUGUCAGCACCAAGAUGAGAGUGAGAGGUGCUGCAGUGAGAUUUACCAAUAAGAGCAAAGACAUAGAAAAGAUCUCUGCUCGGCUGCGCGAGGAAGCCAAACUUCAGGCUGAGCUUUCCGACACAGACGCUACUGUGAUGUGGAUGAAGGAUGGGAAGGAGCUCAAGGCCAGUGAAAAACAUGAACUGCAAACUGCGGGGAAGAGGCGCAUCCUGAAAAUCCACAACGUUGCAAUGGAGGAUGCUGGAACUUACCAGUGCAUCUGCGAGGGGGAUAAAAUGCUCUAUCAGCUUUCAGUGAAAGCUCUUGCAAACUUCAUAAACAAAGAGAAAACUGGAGGAGUUAUCAGGGCCGUCGCUGGAAAGCAAGCUGAAUUUGUUUCUGAGACCUCUGAAGCCAACGUCAUGGUUAAGUGGUACAAAAAUGGCAAAGAAAUCACUGCCAGCAAGAAAUUCACAAUGGAAGAUAAAGGGAAACUGCAUAAGCUUGUGGCUUCAGCUGUGACAAAAGAAGACGAGGGAACAUACAUCUGCAAAAUCGGAGAUGACACUCUGAUUUUUGAUUUAAAAGUCUCAGAUGAAGCCAUUAACUUUGUCAACAAGCCCAAAACAACUCCAGAAAUAUCACUCAGCCCUUCUGAAAACCUGGAGCUGGUGUGUGAGGUGUCAGCUGCAAGUGGGGCUGUCGUAUGGAAGAAGGAUCAAACGGAGGUGACACAGGACCAGAGGACAACCAUCAUCUCCCAGGGGACACACCGCAAGCUCGUCGUCAAAAACGUGACCCUGAAAGACCAAGGGAGCUACACCUGUGAAACAAAGGACGACAAAGCAACAUUCCAAGUCAAAGUCAGAGAGAAAGAAGACGUGUUUACAAACAAGGACAAGAUACAAAAGGAGGUGAAGGCUGUACUGAAUCAAAAUGCCACGCUGAGCUGCGAGGUGGCCCAGGAGAAGAGCGAGGUGAAAUGGUACAAGGAGGGGAAACUGCUCACCUCGAGCAAGAAGUUC